Molecule: messenger RNA, 630 nt
Organism: Funneliformis caledonium
Lineage: Eukaryota; Fungi; Glomeromycota; Glomeromycetes; Glomerales; Glomeraceae
Source: the annotation of a GenBank genome assembly
AUGGUUGCAGUGGAAGUCAAUCCUUUUAAUAAACAACCGGAAGAUUUAGUGAUAGGUGAAUUUGCCAAUACCGUCACGGAUUAUUUUGUGUCUGUAGUUAUUGGAUUGAGCUUGCUUAAAUUCUUUGUCUCAUGUUAUGUAUUUAGUUGCAUGUCCAUGUGCAUUGCUCUUAGUACACCGACGGCUGUUAUGGUUCGAACUGGUAUUGGAGCGCAAAGUGGAAGGAGGAGGCAGGAAAAGAUCACUUCGAUAAGACCGAUACGCUUACAACAAAUCAACAGAUGGAAUAUCCUCUUGGAAGAUUACAUUGUGAACUACGGAAAGAUAUUGAAAUGUAUGAUGUUAAAUUUCGCUGGAUUAGGUAAUGAGUGUAAUAUAGUUAUAAGAACUUCAUAUGCUGCUUUUACAGCUACAACGACACCACAUCAAAGUCAUUCUGUAUUGAUUGGUAACGAAUCGCAAGUACUAUUUGGAAGAACAGCCGUAUUGGUGGCUGUUAAUAAAUCAUUUGCAGCUGUCGCGAUGAAUUACUCACAGCACAACACAAUACGAUCUUGCAGAGUUUCAUGCGGGGCAUCACCAAAUGGAAAAGCACAAAUAAUUAAAUCACUUCAAUUUGAAGGUUACUGA